AUGGCUUCGACCUGGCGCGAGAAGGACCCCAGCACCUGGAACUGGCAACAUCGCUUCCUCAACAAGAUCGACAACUUCCACAAUGACAACGGCACCUACCCAGUCUUCAAAAAGACCGAUCCGAUCCCAUGGUUCUCGCACUGGGCCGCGAAUCGUUGGAUUCUGGCCCAUGCAGCCUGGCCGAUUCUGAUUCAGCUGGUAUACACCUACUUCAUGGGCAAGAACGUGCACCCUGUCGCGAACUUCUUCCUUUACUUCAUCGCAACGCAGAGAAACGCCAUGAUGGAGGUAAAGACUCUCCAGCAAAUAGCCCUGAAGACCGGCUUUCUGGACGGAGACAAGCACUCCCGCGAUAAGGUUCCGGACGUCGCGAUUGAUAAGAUCACGAAGAUCAUGCCUUUCCUUUCGAUGACCCGCCCGGCUCUCUUCACCCUCUUCGGUUAUCGUCGCUCGGCGCCUAUCCAGAUUAGCCCUUGGCUGCCAGUCGAAUUGAUCAUCUACUCCAUCGUAUUGGAUUUCUUCUUCUACGUCUAUCACCGCGCCACCCACGAGAUCGAUGGACUUUGGCAAUACCACCGCCGGCAUCAUACCACCAAGCACCCCAUUCCCAUCCUUGCGGGGUAUGCCGACCACGAGCAAGAAGCGAUCGAGAUUGCUAUCAUUCCCGUGUUGACUUUCCUGUCGCUGAAGCUUAUGGGCUUCCCGAUGGGUUUCUACGACUGGUGGAUCUGUGCCCAGUAUAUCCUUUUUACAGAAAUUGCAGGACAUUCGGGCCUCAGGACGAUGUCCUGUACCGUCGGUCCAGCCGCGCCAUUCUUAUACCUGCUGGGGGCCGAACUCUCGCUUGAAGACCACGAUCUGCACCACCGCGAGGGCUGGCGGAAGAGCGGCAACUACGGCAAGCAGACGCGCCUUUGGGACCGUAUCUUCGGGACCUGCGUGAAUCGAGUCGAGGCGAAAUGGGAAAAUGUGGACUUUGUCAACCAGGUCAAGAUGCCGUGGUUCUAG
This is a messenger RNA of Dissoconium aciculare CBS 342.82, 1008 nucleotides long. RefSeq lists its product as uncharacterized. Gene Ontology annotation, biological process: ergosterol biosynthetic process. The record is from RefSeq and is a predicted model, not a curated record. The transcript has a single exon. Gene Ontology annotation, molecular function: C-4 methylsterol oxidase activity; iron ion binding. The coding region runs from base 1 to 1008 and encodes 335 amino acids. NCBI's taxonomy places the organism in Eukaryota, Fungi, Ascomycota, Dothideomycetes, Mycosphaerellales, Dissoconiaceae.